Messenger RNA from Sphenostylis stenocarpa, 3141 nucleotides. The record is from the annotation of a GenBank genome assembly. NCBI's taxonomy places the organism in Eukaryota, Viridiplantae, Streptophyta, Magnoliopsida, Fabales, Fabaceae.
AUGGCCAUGGUUUCUUUUGUUGGGCUCUGGUGUAGGGAAAGUGACAGUCGCAUGAAGAUGAUAGCCGAAAAACCUAGUUGGGUUAGGCAUGAAGGUAUGCAAAUUUUCUCCAUUGAUGUUCAACCAGGAGGUCUCAGAUUCGCUACUGGGGGUGGUGACCACAAGGUUCGAAUAUGGAAUAUGAAGUCUGUUAGUACUGACAUAGAAAAUGAUGCCUCUUCUCAAAGGCUUCUUGCAACCCUGCGGGAUCACUUUGGAUCUGUCAAUUGUGUCAGGUGGGCAAAACAUGGAAGGUUUGUUGCAUCAGGGUCUGAUGAUCAGGUGAUAUUAAUUCAUGAGAGAAAGCCUGGUUCAGGAACCACUGAAUUUGGCAGUGGAGAGCCCCCAGAUAUUGAAAACUGGAAAGUUGCGAUGACUUUGAGAGGGCACACUGCAGAUGUGGUGGAUCUUAAUUGGUCUCCUGAUGAUUCUGCAUUGGCCAGUGGGAGUUUGGACAACACUAUUCAUGUAUGGAAUAUGAGCAAUGGCAUUUGCACUGCGGUUCUAAGGGGCCACUCUAGCCUGGUUAAGGGAGUUGCUUGGGAUCCUAUUGGCUCUUUUAUAGCAAGUCAAUCUGAUGACAAAACUGUAAUUAUUUGGCGAACUAGUGAUUGGAGUCUUGCUCAUAGGACAGAUGGUCACUGGGCAAAAUCUCUUGGGUCAACCUUUUUCAGGCGGCUUGGAUGGUCACCUUGUGGUCAUUUUAUCACCACUACUCAUGGUUUCCAGAAGCCAAGGCAUUCUGCCCCAGUGCUAGAGAGAGGGGAAUGGUCUGCAACAUUUGAUUUUCUAGGACACAAUGCUCCAAUUAUUGUGGUGAAGUUCAACCAUUCUAUGUUCAGAAGAAAUUUGACUAAUGCUCAGGAAAUGAAAUCUGUCCCUGUUGGGUGGACCAAUGGCACUUCCAAGACCGGAAGCAAAGAACCCCAACCUUACAAUGUUAUUGCCAUUGGAAGUCAGGAUCGAACUAUAACAGUUUGGACUACUGCAAGCCCUCGUCCUCUCUUUGUGGCGAAGCAUUUUUUUACUCAAAGUGUUGUGGAUUUGUCCUGGAGCCCUGACGGAUAUUCACUUUUUGCAUGUUCCUUGGAUGGAUCUGUUGCUACAUUUCAUUUUGAGGUAAAAGAACUUGGUCAGAGAUUAGUUGAUGCUGAGCUAGACGAGUUGAAGAGAAGUCGAUAUGGCGAUGUGAAGGGUCGGAAAGCAAACUUAGCUGAAAGUCCAGCACAGUUACUGUUAGAAGCUGCUUCUGCCAAGCAAACAACUAGCAAAAAAUUGGUUUCUGAUGUUCCCCAAAACCAAACUAAGGCAAAGGCUUAUGUUGAUCUAGGGGCUACUACAAAGAAUGCUGAGCCUCAAAAUGAUGAUGGUAAGAAGAGUGCAGUUCCAGUUGGUGAUGCAUCAAACAAAGUUACAACCUCUGGCCGGAUUUCUAGUCCUGUUAAGCAAAGAGAAUACAGACGACCUGAUGGCCGUAAAAGAAUUAUUCCAGAAGCAGUUGGAGUACCUGUUCAGCAGGAAAACAUUUCAGGUGCAGUUCAGCAAUCACAUGAUUUUCCUAUGAUGUCUUCUGAUCACAGAAAGGAUACUGACAGAACAGUUUCCAAUGAUGAUGGUAUAAGAGUGAGUACAUUAGGAGGAGCACAUGGCAGAAAUACUGAUAUAAAAGAGCGAUCAGGGGUUACAUCUAAGACCACAAUUUCUGAGAGCCUUGUGAUUGAGAAGGUUCCAGCCUCUGCUGGUGAUGGAAGUGUCAAUGUCGACCAGUUGGGCAAUUUGAUGUCUUCCAGUUCUUCAGCUGGUUGUAGUGGUACACUAUCGAUUAGAGUAUUUGACAAGAAAAGUGGAGAAGAUUCCUCACCUAUUCUUUUGGAAGCACGUUCAAGGGAACAUGCUGUAAACGACAUUGUAUGGCUGGGAAAUACAUCUAUGAUGAAAGAAACAGAAAUUGUGUGCUCGAAGGGGUCUCAAAUACUUUGGUCUGAUUGGAUAUCAGAAAAAGUCACUGUUUUAGCUGGCAAUGGAAAUUUUUGGGCAGUUGGGUGUGAAGAUGGAUGUUUGCUGAUUUACACAAAGGGUGGGAGACGAGCAAUGCCUACCAUGAUGAUGGGUUCUGCUGCAACAUUUAUAGACUGUGAUGAAUGCUGGACAUUACUGGUGGUGACAAGGGAUGGUUCCUUGUACUUGUGGGAUUUAUUCAACCAAACCUGUCUUCUUCAACAUUCACUGACUUCUCUAGUUUCUUCAAGUCGUAACUCAUCUGCUAAAGAUGCAGGAACCAUUAAAGUUAUAUCUGUGAAACUAUCAAAAUCGGGUUCCCCUCUUGUUGUGUUGGCGACUCGCCAUGCUUUCUUAUUUGACAUGAAUAUCAAAUGUUGGCUGAGGGUUGCAGAUGAUUGCUUUCCUGCAUCAAAUUUUUCCAGCUCUUGGAGUUUGGGUUCAAUUCAAAGUGGUGAGCUGGCAGCAUUGCAGGUUGAUCUUAGAAAAUAUUUGGCCCGGAAGCCAGGUUGGACCAGAAUUACUGAUGAUGGAGUACAGACACGUGCUCAUUUGGAAACUCAAUUGGCUUCUUCCUUGGCUUUGGGGUCCCCCAAUGAAUAUCGCCAAUGCCUCUUGGCAUACGUACGCUUUCUUGCAAGAGAAGCAGAUGAAUCUCGUUUACGAGAAGUCUGCGAGAGUUUCCUCGGACCUCCAACAGGGAUGUUUGAGGACAAAUCUUCAGAUUCAAAGAACUUAGCAUGGGAUCCUUUUGUGCUUGGAAUGAGGAAACACAAGCUCCUUAGGGAAGACAUUCUUCCAUCCAUGGCAUCAAACAGAAAAGUCCAAAGAUUGCUGAAUGAAUUCAUGGAUCUUUUAUCCGAAUACGAAACCAUUGAUGCUAAUCAAGAUGAAACAAACCGUACAGUGCCGAAUUCAUCUUCACCAGCAGCAACCAAUCCAGUAGAGGGUGGUUCACUAGCAACACUUCAGCAGCACACUGCUCCACCAAAAUUGGAUCACAAUACCCAACUGGAAAAGGAACAAACAGAUAUUCCUCCAGCACUUACAAAUGAAGCUAGUGCAGAUACCCCUAUGACAGAUCAAGCUAACCAGGAUGCAUAA